Messenger RNA from Ilyonectria robusta, 540 nucleotides. RefSeq lists its product as uncharacterized. The record is from RefSeq and is a predicted model, not a curated record. The transcript is spliced from 2 exons. The coding region runs from base 1 to 540 and encodes 179 amino acids. NCBI's taxonomy places the organism in Eukaryota, Fungi, Ascomycota, Sordariomycetes, Hypocreales, Nectriaceae.
AUGGCUGGCCUAUACGAGAACCGGAGCGGGAGCCAGGACGAGGACGCCGACAAGGACGAUAUCCAGGAUCGACGGAAUGCCCGGACUGUCUUUGGAAACUCAAUCGGCACAACUGUGAUGUGUUAUCCGAACAAGGGAGGCCGGUACACAUUAUACGACUGCUCCGUCCUCGAACUGGAUUUCCUGGGCCUCGACCGAUUCACGCCGGCGCAGCGCUCGUACGAUGCGACGGAAGAAGAGGCGCUUUGCGGACGGAUGCGGCAACUGGGAGCACAGUGGUCUAGGAUCAGCGACGACGGCUCCGAGGUCAUCGAUCUGUAUUCGCCGGUUCUGUACGUCGGGUGGCCGGCGGGCGGCGGCGUGUGGGUGGUCAAGAUGGCGUAUUGGGAGGCGUCCCGGAAGGGGCUGGGGAGGAUUUCCAAUGCCGCGACGAUGGAGGAGCGGUGUCGGCUGAUUGAGCAACUUGGAGGGAUGUAUUAUGAAGAUGCGAGGGAGUGUCCGCACUUGGAUCUCGAGGAUAUAAAUCUGGUUGUUAAUUGA